Molecule: messenger RNA, 3286 nt
Organism: Zingiber officinale
Lineage: Eukaryota; Viridiplantae; Streptophyta; Magnoliopsida; Zingiberales; Zingiberaceae
Product: 5'-3' exoribonuclease 4-like
Exons: 21
Coding region: 124-2991 (955 amino acids)
Biological process (GO): nuclear-transcribed mRNA catabolic process
Cellular component (GO): nucleus
Molecular function (GO): zinc ion binding; RNA binding; 5'-3' RNA exonuclease activity
Source: RefSeq, a predicted model, not a curated record
CGGUUCGAGUUCGUGACUCGGCGCUUUGUUCCGGUUUCCCUUACGCUCUACCCUCGUCUUCCCCAUUCGUGGGUUACCCGGAAGGCAGUCGAUCCAGAUCGCGAAGGAAAGCGAAGACGAAGUAUGGGAGUGCCAGCCUUCUACCGAUGGCUCGCCGACCGCUUCCCCUUAUGCAUCUCCGACGUGGUCGAGGAGGGAAGGGUAAGUGAGAGUGCUUCCUCUCAAGCAAGUGUCUCUAUUGCAUCUAUGAGGCCAAAUAAUGUUCACUGCGUGCAGCCUGCCCCUGCCACUUAUGAUGGUGUUUUCAAAACCAUGUUUGACUAUAUUGAUCAUCUCUUUGGACUGGUUCGUCCACGAAGGCUGUUCUUUAUGGCAAUAGAUGGUGUUGCUCCAAGAGCUAAAAUGAAUCAGCAACGUUCUCGGCGUUUUAGAGCUGCAAAAGAUUCAGCUGAGGCAGCUGCAGAAGAGGAAAGGUUGAAGAAGGAAUUCGAGCUUGAAGGAAGAAAGCUGUUUCCUGUAGAGAAACCUGAGACAGCCGAUUCAAAUGUUAUAACACCAGGGACAGAGUUCAUGGCGGCACUCUCAAUUGCACUUCAGUAUUUCAUACAUUUGAGAUUGAAUCAUACUCCUGGAUGGCAGUCAAUCAAGGUUAUAUUGUCGGAUGCUAAUGUGCCGGGAGAGGGUGAACACAAAAUUAUGUCAUAUAUUCGUUUGCAACGCAACCUUCCUGGUUUCAACCCGAACACACGCCAUUGUUUAUAUGGCCUGGAUGCAGAUCUGAUAAUGCUUUCUUUAACAACACAUGAGGUCCACUUUUCAAUUCUAAGGGAGGUGAUAACCAUGCCAGGGCAACACGAGAAAUGCUUCCUGUGUGGCCAAACUGGACAUCUUGCAGCUGACUGUAGAGAGGAUAAGAAGUCUAUGGAGAGUUCACCUAUCUACAAAAAGAAAUAUCAGUAUCUUAACAUCUGGGUUUUGCGGGAAUACUUGGAGAAUGAUAUGGAAAUAUGUGAUGCUCCAUUUCCAAUAAACUUUGAACGGCUUGUGGAUGAUUUUGUCUUUAUGUGUUUCUUUGUUGGGAAUGACUUUCUACCACACAUGCCCACUUUGGAAAUUCGUGAGGGUUCAAUAAAUCUUCUUAUGUAUGUUUAUAAACGGGAAUUUGUAGCAAUGGGUGGCUACCUAACAGAUGCUGGAGAGGUUUCAUUGGAUCGGGUGGAACAUUUGAUUCAGUCAGUUGCAGUUUAUGAAGACCAAAUAUUUCAAAAGAGAGCUCGCAUUCAACAGGUGAAAAUCUAUGUUUAUAUAUUGUUUUAUUGGAAAUUGGCUAUUACUUCUCAUGGCAUCAAAGAGCUUUUUAAGAUAUUGUGGAUUGCUUUUCAGGUGAAAUUAGGUGAACCUGGAUACAAAGAACGAUAUUAUACCGAGAAGUUUGGUGUACAAGAACCAAAACUGAUUGACAAUGUCAAAAGAGAUGUCGUACAGAAAUAUGUCGAAGGCCUUUGCUGGAUAAUGAGAUACUACUACCAAGGUGUCUGCUCUUGGCAGUGGUUCUAUCCCUAUCACUAUGCUCCAUUUGCAUCGGAUCUAAAAGGUUUGGCUGAUUUGGAGAUCACCUUUUUUCUUGGUCAACCAUUUAAGCCAUUUGAUCAAUUAAUGGGAACGCUGCCUGCUGCUAGUUCAAAUGCUUUGCCUAAGCAAUAUGGGGCAUUGAUGACUAAUCCAAAAUCACCAUUAUGUUCAUUCUAUCCAAAAGACUUUGAGAUAGACAUGAAUGGCAAACGUUUUUCAUGGCAGGGUGUUGCAAAACUACCAUUCAUUGACGAGAGGCUACUACUUGCUGAAACUCAGAAACUUGAAGACACUUUAAUGGAAGAAGAGAAGUCACGCAAUAGGAUCAUGUAUGAUAUAAUCUAUGUUCAUCAAAGUCAUCGAUUGACAGUGCAGAUUGCUUACUUACAUCAAACAUUUUCCCAUCUGUCAAUUCAAGAGCAGCCACGCUAUUGUAUUCCAAUCGAAACAAAUUUCAGUGAUGGAAUGAAUGGGUUCCUUUGUUUGUGUGAGAGGAAUCGCUAUAGUGCUUCAAUAUCUACUCCUAUUAAAGGUUUAAUCGAUGUUGAAAACAAUAGAGUCUUAAAUGCUACGUUCAUGAAUCCUCUAUAUCACCCACAUAUCCCUGAACCUCCUAAAGGCGUAAAAAUGCCAGCAAAGAUAUUGAGACCAUACGAUAUUAAACCUUUUCCCGGGCUGUGGCAUGAAGACAACUAUGGGCGACGCCAAAAUAGAGAGAGGCCACAGGUCUCUGGAGCUCUCUCUGGUCAUCUUCUCGGAGAAGCAGCACAUCGUCUUGUUAAAAAUUCUUUACAGAUUAGGUCCAACAAUAAUGCUGGCUUGCUUGACUUGGCAUAUCGCAAUGGCCCAACUUUUGGCAGCAAAGUCAAACCUACUGGCCCACUCGGAUAUGAAAGAGGCUAUGAGAGUCCGAAUUAUUAUCAGUAUUCAAAUACUGGUAUGCAAGGUUUCUCAAACUCGAGGCCAAAAAUUCAUGACACUCAAUUUAGUAAACAAAACACGAGGAUGCCAGAAUCAUCAAACUCUCACGGUCAGUCAUCAUAUUCAAAUACUGGUAUUGUACCAGAUGUGUCGCAGCUGAGAUUGGAAAAUGGCCCAAAACAGCAGCCUCAGAUACGAAUGCAAAACCCUGGGUUUUCUGUACCGCAACAACAGUCCAUCCUGGAUGGUGGUCCGCCUCCUCCAUUCCCACCUAUGAACUGGAUCGACAAGCAAAUGACGAGAGGUUAUAGGAGCAAUAUUAGUAGGAAUGAGCCUAUGGACUCCCCUGGUGAACAAGUAACCAGAGGUCAUUCUGGUGGAUUUGGCAGGCAAGAGUUUUCAUCCAGAAACAUAAACGAUAAGCAGCAGCUGAUACCAAAUAAUAAAGUCUACCGAGUCAAAUCAGCGAUGUCACAGGACCCGCCCAAGUCUACUUAGUUAUGAAUCUCUUUGUACGAUUGCACCUUUGCUUCCUAACAGGAUGCAAUUCCCAUGUACUCUAUUUCCCCAGUAUAUUUAAAGUAUAACAGAUGGAGUUUAGUGGAUGGAUCGUUUAUUCCCUCCCUUGUGCUCUUUGCUGGCAGGCUAGCAGCUCAAAGUGAAUGGAACGGAUCACACUGGUCCAGUGUGUUAGAUUAUUACUCUGUUGUACGGGGGAUAGCGCAUGUAUUUUGAAUUCCCCCAAUAUGUAGGAUAUUUACUAGUAAUUACUCUCAGACUUUCAAAGUUUCAA